AUGCUUGAAAGAAGGGAAACAAAUCGGGGCCAUGCGUGGAGCUGCCGCUGCUGUGCAGCAGGACCGAGUAAGCACAGGGACCAGCCGCACUGCGCCAGGGCCCUGUACUGCACGGAGGAGCACAGCCUGCCACACUUGCAGGAUUACAGCCUCUUCUUCAAGAAUGUAACCGGUCACUACAUUUCCCCCUUUCAUGAUAUUCCUCUGAAAGUGGGUUCUAAAGAGGAAAAUGGCAUUCCUACAAAGAAAGCACAAAAUGAUGAAUAUGAGAAUUUGUUUAAUAUGGUUGUAGAAGUACCUCGGUGGACAAAUGCCAAAAUAGAGAUUGCCACCAAGGAGCCAUUGAAUCCUAUUAAACAAAGGGUAAAGGAUGGCAAGCUACGCUAUGUUGCGAAUAUCUUCCCUCAAAAGGGUUAUAUGUGGAAUUAUGGCCCCUCCCCAAAGGUUCUUUCUCAUGGAGAGGUUAUUCAUGUGAAGGCACUUGGAAUUUUGUCUCUUAUUGAUCAGGGUGAAACAGAUUGGAAGUUAAUUGCUAUCAAUGUGAAUGAUCCUGAAGCCUCACAAUUUCAUGAUAUUGGUGAUGUUAAGAAGUUAAAACCAGGUUACUUGGAAGCUACUCUCAAUUGGUUUAGAUUUUAUAAAGUGCCAGAAGGAAAGCCAGAAAACCAGUUUGCUUUUAAUGGAGAUUUCAAGAACAAGGCUUUUGCUCUUGAAGUUAUUAAAUCUACUCAUGAAUGUUGGAAAGCAUUGCUUAUGAAGAAGUGUGAUGCAGGGGCUAUAAAUUGUACAAAUGUGCAGGUAUGUGAUAGCCCACUCCAUUGCACUCAGGAGGAAGCAAGAUCAUUAGUUGAAUCAGUGUCAUCUUCACUGAAUAAAAAAAGUAGGAAAGAAGACCACGUGUGGCACUUCCUUGGCAAGUGA
This is a messenger RNA of Galeopterus variegatus (Sunda flying lemur), 921 nucleotides long. RefSeq names its product inorganic pyrophosphatase 2, mitochondrial-like. Gene Ontology annotation, biological process: phosphate-containing compound metabolic process. Gene Ontology annotation, cellular component: cytoplasm. NCBI's taxonomy places the organism in Eukaryota, Metazoa, Chordata, Mammalia, Dermoptera, Cynocephalidae. The record is from RefSeq and is a predicted model, not a curated record. Gene Ontology annotation, molecular function: inorganic diphosphate phosphatase activity; magnesium ion binding.